CUCGUUUGCAUGGCGCGAUGUCAACGAAUGGUACCAAGAUCGCGGCGCAGGCGGCAACGCCGCCGCUGGCCAAGACCACUAAUGGCGAGAAGAGCCCUACGAAAACCGCGUGGGCAAAGCAAGGUUCCGACAAGCCCGCUGUCGGGGCCUCCAGAAAGUACUCUGCGUCGUCCUCCACUCCACAAGGCACCACCCCAACAACCAUGCCAACAUCAUCUCCAACGAAACACAUCUCCGUGAAAAAUGCGACACAUUCAGCAAAUGCUCCGACGUCACAAUCAUCCCCCCCAAAGCCCCAAUCCUCACCUGAAAAACCGAAGAAGGACCGGGUGAACCCACCCGCUGAGCCUUCAGUGUCCUCCAAACCCUCCGACGCCACCCCGAUUACAGUAACCCCAGAGCCGACACCAUUUUCUAGCGCUUCACCACCAAAAUCGACUCCGAAGCUCUCGAAAACAGCUACAAAUGCUACCGACGUUCCUGACUUUGACACACCGUUGGGACUGUUUGGUCCACAAUUUCAACAGCGCGAGUCGGAAGACCUCUGCUUUUCCAUGGGCAUGACAGUUCAAGAAGUCCAAAACCUGAUUGCUAUUUUCAACGACAUUGACCUAAGUUGCUCGGGGCUCAUCAACCUGCGCGAAUUUUACUUUUUGCUCGACACUCCUCAAAACAAGUACACGUCGGCCAUCCUCCGCUUUGGCGCACACAAGACCGACCCCGUCAAGCUCGACAUCGACGACUUUGUCCGCAUUGUGUGCACCUUUGUACUCAUGUCCCAAACCGACAUCUACCGGUUGUGCUUUGACACGUUCGACGAAGACGACUCGGGGGCGCUGAGCAAAGACGAGUUUGUCGUGAUGUGCGACUCGAUUCAAAUCAAGGGCGAAGGGUUCUUUCAAGGCAACUUUCGCAAAGCCAUGGACACAUUCGACGCCAACCACGACGGCCUCUUGGAUUUUCCCGAAUUUAUCGAGAUGAACCGCAAGUUUCCGCUCGUGUUUUGGCCUCUGUUUCACUUUCAAGAAACGGUGCAGGAAAAGACGCUGGGCAAACGCGUCUGGGCAAAAAUUCACGCACGCCAGCUCAAAAUCGACGCAUGGCGCAACUACAUGACACGGUUCCUUGGCCGGGCGCCGCCUUUGACGUGGCAAGAGCGAUGGUGCGGAUGCAUCUCGAAGGACCACCGGUUGCGGCUCAUUGCAGCGCAGUUGUACGACCAAGACCAGCUCCGGCUUAAGAUCCAGCAACAGCUACCUCGCGCAGGUCACGAGAAGGAUGGAAAACCAACUCAGUCGAUACCGCGGGGGGCAUUCGCCAAAACCACUUCGAGCAAUACCCCGAAACAUGCCAAAACGACUUGAAAACACUUUGACUGUUCUUGUGCGAC
This is a messenger RNA of Aphanomyces invadans, 1390 nucleotides long. RefSeq lists its product as hypothetical. The record is from RefSeq and is a predicted model, not a curated record. Bases 18 to 1364 code for a protein of 448 amino acids. NCBI's taxonomy places the organism in Eukaryota, Oomycota, Saprolegniomycetes, Saprolegniales, Verrucalvaceae. Gene Ontology annotation, molecular function: calcium ion binding; calcium-dependent protein serine/threonine phosphatase regulator activity. The transcript is spliced from 4 exons.